Messenger RNA from Symbiodinium sp. CCMP2456, 465 nucleotides. Lineage: Eukaryota; Dinophyceae; Suessiales; Symbiodiniaceae. The record is from the annotation of a GenBank genome assembly.
AUGGUACAGACUUCGUUCAAUGAAAGUCCGAACUGUGUGCUCUUCAUCUUGUUUUCCAACUCCGUGCUAGCUCGGCUCUCCUAUUCUACUACCCAGGUCAGCUUCAACUCCUGCAUCAGCUCGUUAGCCACUUCGGGCGCUUGGGAGAAGGCACUUGCCGUCGUCGCGGAAAUGUCUCAGGUUGCCUUGCGACCCGAUGGCACGACAUUGGGCGCCUUCGUGAGCGUCUGUGCGACGGCAGCGCAAUGGACGCUGGCGCUGGCAUUGCUGCAUCGGUGGGCCCAGGAGAACAUCGCAGUGGAUCAGGUGGCUCUAACGUGUGCCAUCCAGGGCUGCAGCAUCGCCAGCCAGUGGAUCCAGGCCCUGGCUGUGUUUGUCGCCACGCAAGCCCACAGAGCAGCGGCCACGGCCGUGGUCAGCAGCUGCCAGCGCGCUGCGCCGCCAGGCUUCAAAGCAGCCCAUUAA